Messenger RNA from Annulohypoxylon maeteangense, 2076 nucleotides. Its product is annotated as GMP synthase. The coding region runs from base 117 to 1751 and encodes 544 amino acids. Lineage: Eukaryota; Fungi; Ascomycota; Sordariomycetes; Xylariales; Hypoxylaceae. The record is from RefSeq and is a predicted model, not a curated record. Gene Ontology annotation, cellular component: cytosol. Gene Ontology annotation, molecular function: ATP binding; GMP synthase (glutamine-hydrolyzing) activity; GMP synthase activity. Gene Ontology annotation, biological process: GMP biosynthetic process. The transcript has 12 exons.
AUAACAAACAUUCACUUGCCCUUGGGGUCGCCAUAAAUCAUCAAACGUAGAACGUAAGGGACAACAUCUUCGGGCUGCUUCUUUACAUCGUUCGACAUACAGAAUACUCAUUUAAGAUGUCGGCUUCAAUCGAGCAGAUCGAGGCCCCCCACAAUGCCUACGACACUAUUCUCGUACUGGACUUCGGUUCUCAGUUCACGCAUCUCAUCACGAGACGGCUGCGAGAAUUAAACAUCUACAGCGAGAUGCUUCCGUGCACUACAAAAUUGUCAGAGAUCAGCUGGACACCCAAGGGAAUCAUUCUGUCUGGUGGCCCGUUUUCAGUUUAUGAUAACGAUGCGCCCCACGUUGACCCGGCCUUCAUUGAGCUCGGUGUUCCCAUCCUGGGCAUAUGCUAUGGCCUCCAAGAGAUAGCAUGGAAUCUGAGCAAGGACAAUGUCGUUGCAGGCACAAAGCGAGAAUAUGGACAGGCGGAUCUUACGCCGCUGCUGAACGGCGGCCAUGCUGAUAGACUUUAUGAAGGCCUAUCUGACAACGGCAGUAUGCGAGUCUGGAUGAGCCAUGGCGACAAGCUGAGUCAAUUGCCAACCGGAUUUCACACCAUUGCCACAACCCAAAACUCGCCUUAUGCCAGCAUCGCCCACGAGACGAAGCCAAUCUUCGGAAUACAGUUCCAUCCCGAAGUUACUCAUACUCCUCGUGGUACCGAGCUUCUCAAGAACUUCGCUGUCGGCAUUUGUGCCGUCAAGCAAAACUGGACCAUGACAGACUUCCUCGAGAAGGAAGUUAUACGGAUCCGUAAACUCGUAGGAAAUGGUCAAGUGAUUGGAGCUGUCUCAGGUGGAGUCGAUUCAACAGUUGCCGCAAAAUUAAUGAAAUUGGCAAUUGGUGACAGAUUCCAUGCUGUACUAGUUGACAACGGCGUGAUGCGCCUAGACGAAUGCAAACAAGUAAAGGAAGCACUUGGAGAGCAUCUAGGAAUCAAUUUGACCGUUAUCGAUGCCUCGCAAAUAUUCCUUUCGAAACUCAAGGGUGUAUUAGAUCCUGAGCAGAAGAGAAAAAUCAUCGGCAACACGUUCAUCGAUAUCUUUGAGGAAGAAGCCAUCAAGAUUGAGAAGGCCGCUGAAAACACGCCUAAUGCCGGCAAAGUGCAGUGGUUUCUUCAGGGCACUUUAUACCCUGACGUUAUCGAGUCCAUUUCUUUCAAGGGCCCUUCUGCAACUAUUAAGACACAUCAUAAUGUCGGCGGAUUGCCGCAGCGAAUGAUGGAUGGACAAGGUCUCAAGUUAAUUGAGCCCUUCAGAGAGUUGUUCAAGGAUGAAGUUAGAGCGCUUGGACGCGAAUUGGGUGUCAACGAAGAGCUCGUUAUGAGACAUCCAUUCCCCGGACCCGGAAUCGCCAUCCGAAUUCUCGGAGAAGUAACUCCAGAACGUGUAGAGAUAGCGAGAAAGGCUGAUCAUAUCUUCAUUAGCAUGAUUAAGGAAGCCGGACUCUAUAACGAGAUCAGCCAAGCCUAUGCCGGUAUCGACACGAACAAAGCAGUGGGAGUCAUGGGCGAUAAACGAUACGAAGGAUAUCUCUGCUUGCUGCGUGCAGUUCAGACUAAGGACUUCAUGAGUGCUGAGGCCUACAAAUUCGACAUGGAUUUCCUCAUGAACGUAUCUACCAGGAUCGUGAAUGAGGUUGAGGGAGUGAGUUGUGUGUUCUACAACACGACAAGCAAGCCACCAGCGACAAUCGAAUUGUCGUAACGGGAUGUGGGUUGCCUUAAGUCCAUUUAUGACGGUUUAAUAUUAUGUUGACUGUCAUACGGAUUCCACAACGUCAUGAUCCUUAACUAGUAGUUAGUAGGAAAUUAGAUCAUGCUCACGCUCAGAGGAUAGGCGUCUUAAUCUAGCUCAUUUGAUUACAAUUACAAGUUACGGUUACAUAUCUACCACGUAGGCGCCUACCUACCUACCUAGGUAGGUACCCGAUGACUUCUAAGGCUGUUCGCGAUACCUUCAUUCCGGUUCAGCAACAUCCUUCAAGCAAACUCAAUCAAGUCAUUUCAACAUCAAUUCUAAUAUAACAUGC